This is a messenger RNA of Oikopleura dioica, 1257 nucleotides long. The record is from the annotation of a GenBank genome assembly. NCBI's taxonomy places the organism in Eukaryota, Metazoa, Chordata, Appendicularia, Copelata, Oikopleuridae.
AUGACCAGUAGGGAAGAGAGACGGGCGAGGAUCGAUGAGCUGUUCAAAGUUUACGAGGAAGAAAUCGAUGGUUUAACCGCCACCAAUGUGCGGCUGUCGAAAGAACUACGCGAUACGAAUGUAUGCUUGGCCGGCAAGGACAAACUCAUCAAUGCUUUAAAGAAUGAUAACAAAGCGCUCAAACUUCAGCUUGGAAAACGCACUCCUGUGAAACUCGGGAAGCAUAUGCUUGAAACAACUUCUGCUGAAAUGGAAAUCCUCCAAUCUACGAAUCAAAAGCUCAAGGAGCAAAUCAACGCGCUGCAAAGAAAACUAGAUCUUCAAGAAGCCUCCCUCAAAUUCAUAGAAAAAGAUUCAGCGACUACAAAUCCGGAUCACGAGCAAAGUUCCGAUUCUGGCUUCGCGGACAGGCACUACAACCAGUUGAACAACAACACGAAGCCGAAUUUGGAAGUUGAGGGAGUUCAAAAGGGAAACGCUGCUUUUGGCAAUCACAAUGGGACGCAAAAUUCAAUUGACUUCAUGAACAUUGGGCACCAAGAACUCAUGUGCAAGGAAAACUUCCACCUGACAACGGAAGACAUUAAUAUAAUUUACGAAGAAACGCUUCCAGCGCCCGAUAAUGUUGAAUUCUUCACUCCAAACAACAUGGUAACGCCAAAGAAGAAAACCGAUAGAAUCGAUGUCAACUUCAGCCCUGCUCGAUUACCGAAGAACAUCAGAACGCGCGCUGUUCAUUCUUCUCAACUUGGGUCCACCUCAUCAAGCGGAGGCCGCGUUUUCACCAUCACUCGUUCGGGCAUUUCCUCGCUUCACUCAAUGAACCCAGCAGAUCCAAACUCAAAGCUGCAGCCUUUCCGACGAACAUCACCAAUGAAACUUUCGCGCGCGCCAGAAACAGCAUCCGAGCAUCACCUUGAAUACGUCAACGCUUCCUCCAUCGCUUCUACUUCCAACUCGUCGAUCAUCUCAACUUCUAGGACAGUUCCCGCUUCUUCCAUCGCCUCAAACAACUUUCAGAGUCUUCCAACAGUCAAAUCCGACGCUGAUAGAGCAAUCACUGAACACUAUCCUUCUACCUCAAGUGGCUUAAAAACUGAACCGCUCAGCUCGCCACGAAAACAUUCGAUUAAUAUUCUAAGACGUCGCCGCAUAUCACAAAAGAGUACGUUGUCGAAGAAUAAACCGCAAAUCGUCAAAGGAUGCAGCAUAUUAGGCCCGUCACCAAGCAAGAGUCGAAGAAAACAGACUCUAUGA